CUCCCCACACAGAGCCCCUCCCUUUCUCACCCCCUCCUCCUCUCCGCUCUCUGCGUUCCUCCUCUGCUUCACUAUAACGGGAAUCUCUGUGAGCGAAGCUGCACGAGACUGUGGAGCUCCUCCACCGCGCGCAGGUUCCUUCUCAUACCAUUCAAGAUCUAAACGUUCUAAGGACAGUCUCUCCUGCCGUGGACUGCUGGGAAUUGUCUGUGGUGGAAACCGUAGUUUUUGUUCUCACUUCAGGGGUCACCUCCCUGCUGGCUCCAGGACAGCUACAACUGACCAUUGGGUCUUUAAACAAAGACGAAGAGAACGUUAUGGAGUAGGACUGAGGGUGGACAGAGAAGGUCCAGAGCAGUUGGCCUGGCUCACAAUGUCCUAGUGGAGAUCAAACCGAAGGUUUCCUUUGAUGCCCAGCCCUGGGAUUUACACUCUGCUGAGGGAGCCUGAGGGAAGGUGCUGUGGUUGACUUCGUUGACUGAUUGAACAGGACCUGCACGCCAUUUGCCGGCCACUUUCCAAGAAGAGUGAGGUCAGAAGGUCAGAGGCCAUGAGCCACAGCAGUGGAGAGCGAUGCUGUAACCCUAUAAUACGGAACACUUAAAAUGGGGACUAUGUUCGGAGCUCUGUGUCUGGUACAGCUGUGAUUGCCCUCGGGACACCCAUUUCCUGAAACUGUGUCUUAGUAAUCCUUUUCGCUCUCUGGCCAUUUUUUCUCAUUUUGGGUUCUAAUCUCUUUCCCUCCCCUCUCAAUCGAAGCAAAUCCAACCCUCACGCCUCUCAAAAAAUGGCCAGCAGCAGGUUCAGCCUUCCUAAAUCCUCUCCCUCUGCCCUCUCACUCCUUUUCCUUCCCCUGCUUUUUCUCCCUCUACCCUCAUUAGUGAGAGGUGACUGUUGGCUUAUUGAAGGGGAUAAAGGCUAUGUAUGGCUGGCUAUCUGCAGCCAGAACCAGCCACCAUAUGAGACCAUCCCUCAGCACAUCAACAACACGGUGCACGACCUGCGCCUGAAUGAGAACAAGCUCAAGGCUAUCUUCUUCAGCUCCAUGAGCCGCUUCACCAACCUCACUGACCUCAACCUCACCAAGAAUGAAAUAUCUUACAUAGAGGACGGGGCCUUUGCUGCACAGGCCAACUUGCAGGUGCUUCAGCUGGGAUACAAUAAGCUGACAAACCUCACGGAAGGGAUGCUGAGAGGCCUGGGCAGAAUGCAAUGCCUGUUUCUGCAGCAUAACCUCAUCGAGGUCAUUUCCACCAAUGCCUUCUGGGAGUGUCCCAGUCUAAGCAGUCUUGAUUUGUCCUCCAACAAGCUGGCCAAACUAGACCCGUCAACUUUCACGGUUCUUGGACGUUUGAUGGUGUGUGAGCUUGCUGGGAAUCCUUUCCACUGUGGCUGUGAGCUCUACAGCUUCCUAACCUGGCUGGAAGCCUUCAACAAUGUCACCCACACCUAUGAUAGGCUGCAGUGUGAAACCCCAAGAGAACUUUUUGGCUACCCUCUGCUAAGUCCCGUCUCCAGUCAUGGGCGCAAUGCUCGCUCCAUCUUGUCAUCCAUGUGCAAGGAUGGGGUGAUUAUUCCAGGUAUAACGUCUUUGCCCCCUGAAGUUGAUUUCUCUGGGAUAGGGCCAGAUAAUUCAGACCAGAUGGGGCCGUUUCAUCCACCCACGGCGUCAUCAACGGCAGGUCCAUCAUACAGCCCUACCAUUAAGCUGCAGUCAGUUUCCCUCACCUCAGCCUCACUGCUGGUGCAGAUCCCUCGACCUUACAGCAAGAUGUACAUCCUGGUGCAGUACAACCACACUUACGUGUCUGAUGUUAUGAACCUAAAGAACAAGAAAGAGCUUGUCACGCUCAAAACUCUAAAACCCCACACAGAUUACACCUUCUGUGUAGCCUCCAUUCGUAACUCACAGCGUUACAACCACACUUGCCUGCAAUUUGCUACACGAUCUCCAGGCCCCGAUGACCUGCGUGCUGGCCCCUCUACCACCACCCACUACAUAAUGACCAUCCUGGGCUGUUUGUUCGGCAUGCUCAUCGUGUUGGGCUUGGUGUACUACUGCCUACGUAGGCGUCGAAUUCAGGAGGAGAAAGAGAAGUCCAUCAGCGUAAAGAAAACCAUCUUGGAAAUGCGUUAUGGGCCUGAGGCGGCAGCUGCAGCUGCCAACGACCCUUCAGCCUUGCAAAAACUCCAUGAACAGGUUCACCACCAGCACCACCACAGCAAGAUGCCACAGUCCACUUCUUCAAGCCUGGGAAUGCUCCACAGCUCUGCCAACACCAGCUCCUCUCGGCUGUCCUCACUUCCCCAGGUCGAGAAGAUGGCCACAGCUUUUUCAGAAGCCUUGGCCACCAGCAAGGGCAACUACAUGGAUGUGCGGACAUCAGCAGGUGGAGAAGAACGGGCCAGAGAUGGAGCUGUACCAGGAGCAGGGGAGAACAUUGUGAUGGAAGAAAAUGGAAUUGAUGCAGGAGAGGAUUCUGAGGAUGAUGGCCGAGGCUCAACCUCAGAGAUCUCUACCAUUGCAAAGGAGGUGGACAAAGUCAACCAGAUCAUUAAUAACUGCAUCGAUGCCCUAAAGUUCGAUUCUGUAGCAGUUGCAGCAGCAGCAGCAGCUGCCACCACAACUGAAAACCCAUCUUCUCCGCCCCCACAGUGCAUAACCUCCUCAGCCCGAGGACUCAUCCCUCUGUCCCCAACAAUAACAGAGACAUGCCAGCUAAUGUCAUCUCCCAAAAUGCCCCCUCUACCCCCUGUUCCUCUCGUCCUGCCCCUGUCUGAAAGACCAGGCAUCAGCGGAGGUGGUUUCCUUUCACCUCCCUACAGGGACCCACCCCCUGCCACGGCCGCAAGGCCAUUGCAGCGCCAGCUGAGUGCUGAUGCUGCUGUUGUUGUCCUCAGUAACAUAAAGAAUCGCUGUGGUGCCUCUUCUGGAGGAUCCAUAAAAAGUGCUCGAGUCUUCAGCCUGGAUGUUCCUGAGCCUCUUAGUCCAGAUUCCUCAAAGUUCCCAGAGAAAGGCAGCCCUGUUGGGUGCGGGGAGCCCCUCGAGAGGCUCCCUCUAGUGGUUGUACAAGGGGGUAGCAAUGGCAGGGGAGAAGGUGGCAACGGGGGAGGAGGGGGAGGCGGCGGUGGCAGUGGUGGUUCGGGUGGAUGCGGUGUUGUGGGUCCAGGUGGAGGUGGAAUGGCACAACAGCACCUCCUGGAGGUGCACCCAGACUACCACUGCUCAGAGCACCGACACUCCUUCCCCGCUCUCUACUAUGAGGGUGCCAUCGACUCCCCUGCCCAGAAAGCCUCCUUCCUAAAGCCCCUCUCUCGCACCAAGAGGGACGCUGCCUAUUCCCAGCUAUCGCCUCGCCACCACAACUACUCGGGAUAUUCAUCCAGCCCAGAAUAUUCUUCUGAGACCACCUUGAAAAUAUGGGAGCGCUUUCGACCCUACAAGAAAAGUCCCCGUGAAGAGGCCUACAUAGCAGCUGGCCACGCCCUUCGGAAGAAGGUGCAGUUUGCCAAGGACGAGGAUUUGCAUGACAUUCUAGACUACUGGAAGGGGGUGUCUGCACAGCAGAAACUGUGAGUUGAUUCAGAGGCACAAUGACAAAAGGCUGCAGAGAAGAGAGAGCAUGUAAGUGGCUCUUGAGACUAAACUUCGAUUCCCACAGAGACAUGUGUUUGGAAAAAAAAAGCCUGAAUUAGGCAGGAUAUUCAAGACUCAUUAAGGAAUUGGUCAGCAGUCAAUCAAAAUUGCACAGGAAAAUGUGGUACUUCAGAAUGACCAAAUCUCAAAGCAUUUUUACUUGUGUUGUGUGCACUAAUUGCACUAUUUUAAACUAUCAUUUGAGAGGGAAAUAGACUCAAAUAACCAGUUAGUGGUAUUUAUAUAGAAUUGAUGCCUGAUGAUGUUAGGUGAUGCUUAUCAAGUUAAUUGUUUUCAGCUUUAAUUGAUGAGGAAAGCUGCUGGUUAGGGUUCAGAAUAGCUGAGGACUCAGGCCGAAAUCGGGGUACCCUGCUCCUUGGUGUCUAUUCAAGCUAAGCAUGCUUGUUGAGUCGAGACAACUACACAUGUUGCUCGGUGUGUUGGGCAUACUUUGCAUAGCAGAGGGAGGGGGCUGGAUAUACUUUACAUUCAGGAAGUGUAGCAAUUCAUAUUGAGGCAGUUAUUUAUUUAUAUUAUUUUCCUGUUGUAGCUCAGCCAGUUCUAAUUUAUUGCACUUUCGGAGUUUUACCUGAGAAAUGUUACCAGAAGAAAGAGGUCUCUGCAGGGGAUUUGGGAUGGUGAAUAUUGAAUUAAAAAGGAUUCUGGUAUGCGGAGGCGAUCUGCCAGACAAGUUCAGGCCUUUACAAUCGGCAGCUAGAUGUAGCAUCAGAUAUAGGUCUAGCCAGAGUGCCGCUAGGCUUGCUGAUCAUAUACCGCUUCAUUUGUGCAUCCUAACACAGAUACUAUGUUCCAGUCAUUGCUCUGAUAUGUGUAAUUUCCAGAUGAAUGCGCUCUGAGAGCUGAAUUCAAGGAUAUUGAUUAAGACACGUCAAAGCCAAAUUACAAUGUCAAUGGGGGAAAGUCUUUUUUUUUACUGUUUACUUUGUCUGCCACUAGGUUUAAUGUGUUUGUAACACUAGCCCUGAAUGUGAUUGGGUAAAAAUGUCUAUCCUUCCCUCCUUUUAAAUCCCAAAUACGUUUGAGCCGAUUGAUUACAUUAUCUCUUCUGCCUGUAACUCAAUGUCUGCUUUACUUUUGGUUUGUUUUUUAUUUUUGGGGGGUUUUUAAGCCUUUUUUUGUUGACUAAGGCUUAACACAGGGAAAACGAGUAAGUAUAGGGGAUCGGGAAAAUGUAAUUAAUCCUCAUGUCUCCCUUUUUUAAGCCACCAUAUCCUUGUCCGGCUUAAAUGGGUAAAUUAAUUAGCCAUUUUGUAGGGUAGGUGUCAUGGGGUCAUGAAAGUGCUGAUAUUAUUAACACUGCCUGCACUGAAAAUGUGAUUAUACUUAAGCGUGCAUUCUCCAGUCAGGUCAUUACUCUCCGGAGUCACCGUAAGAUAUCCGGAUGGCAUAAAGGCCGUAGAGGCAGGAAACAAUGGACUUUAUGCUAAUUGAUUGGCUAAACUAAUAUGCCAGAGUUGAUGUAACGGGACCGGCUAUAGUGACCCAAUCACUCUUUAAAUCAAUAGGGUUUAAUAGGCUUCACAAACCGGACUCUCGCUUUGCCAGUUUUGGAGCAGAAUUAGGACAGUUAGAAUAGUUGCUGGCAGCUCUGUUGACUCGUUGGAGCUGCUGUAAACCUCCUGCAUGUGGCCAACAUUUGACAGUGAAGUCACUGCCCUAGUUCGGAAAACACCAAGUGCCAUCAGGUUCCAGCCUGUUUAAUGAUAUUGAUCCUCACAUGACAAGCGUAUUUGAAGCUUUCAGCAUUUAAAAAUCCCAAGCCCACUGUGAUACCCCCACCGCAGGCGUCCAUGUAGUAAAAGUCUACAUCACGGAAGCGGCAGGAUCAAUACGCUGUAAUUGAGAAUUGACGCGGCCAAAAUCAAAACAGCCAAGGUUCCCUUGCGAUCCAUUUCGGAGGGAACUCUGCUUGUAAGAUCCAUGCGAGAGAGUCUGGAGGGUUCGUUUUUCAGCCCAGGAGCCAUGAACACAACUUAAUCAGCUAAACAGUGAUUAUUACCUGGAGCUAGUUUCACAGAAAAGAGAGUAAUCAGUUGAGAGCUGAGAGUUGAAGUUAGAGCGCCCUGAGGAGAUCUGGUCACACAUUAGCCUUAAUAACAUUAACUUAGGUAUUCAUACAGGUUGGGUUCUGGUGUGUGCUCGCUUAUUGUUGGAGGAUAAUUAAAGCUGCUUGAGACGGAGAGAACAUGGUAAUUUUCCUGUUAAUGGCCAAGGUUAUUGGUUUUUAACCCAAUUCAGCCUGUUUAUCAUCCCAUGAAUGCCCUAGGAAGAGCCCGAGACAUCUAAUGAACAUCCGAGCUUGCUGGAAAUCUCUGGGAUUGCCUGGGGUGCUUAUUGGAAUCCAACUGUGUUGAAAACCAAUGAUCUUGAAGACUGAGCAUUAAGAGGAACCUUACUUUUAUGGGUUGAGCUUGACCAUUUGAUCCAAGUUGAUCCAGAAUGCAGAGCGCAGCUGGACAUGCUUUAAUUGAUGUACGUUAAGUAUGGGAUGGUUCCUCUUGCCGAUAUGAAUGAUGCCAGUCUGGUGUGCUAGAUCUUGUACUUGGUUGGAGUUCUACUGCAGAAGGAAGGCAAGUUAGCUCUUCCUCUUUUUACCUCACAUGAUGGAGGCAAAUUUGGGAAGUGGUUGUGAUUGAAAUCCGAAGACAAAAAGAAUUACUCGUUUAAAAACCUUUAAUCAAAACUUUAUUUUUAUGGUCCCUUACCAAAUGUUCACAUUAGGAGGAGACAAGUCACAAAUGUCAUCACAAAAGUUUGUCUCUGGUGGGCGUGUCCGACGUCAUCUUCAUCGCCAAAUGUAGGUGAGUACACGGUCCAGAUUCUGAUUAAUCCCACAGGGCCAGAGGGGACAAUUGCUUCUCUAAAGCCCGCCCCCAAAUUCCUCUAGUCCAUGCAUUGCAAGGACUGGUAUCUUGGCAAGUGAAAUAAUCUUAAAUCUAUUUGAAACAUCUGACAUUAUUUAUUUUGACAGAUCAGCAGGUAAGUUGGCUUGUUUCAAGUUUUUGCCAAUAUAGUGAAAUAAUUUGACUUAAUAAAAUUACUUAAAAGAAGUAAAAAGAAUCCUAUCAUAAGCUUGUAAUAAUCCCAAAAUAAUAAACAGACACAUCGGCUAGAUUUAAGGUCAUUUCGUUCGCGAAGGUAUCAUUUAUUGCAGCGUGGGGACUUUCAGCCACACUAACUUACAUGACAUACAUGUGCUAACGACAGGCUGUUCAUGGGACAAUGUCAAUGAGCUGACCUGAUUAGUUGCUCAUCGCUCUCAGGAAGUGAUUGGUCGCCUGCUAAUGUGAAUGCAGGGUUAAAGAGCGUCUGCAGAAGGUGGACGAGCAUUAGGACCAGGCUUAAGGUUAAGGAUAAAGAUUAGGGUUAAAGUCAGCUUUAGUUUAGUUAGCCCAAGUGUGCGCAUCUAUAAUGGACCAUCAAAAUAAAAGCUAAGCAAGAAAUGAAUACAAAUGAUUGAACACAGCUAAUUAUUCCUUCGUGAAAUAUGAACGGCGGUGCUUUGCGGCCCUAUAGACCAACAUAUUAAUCUUCCGUCUAAUUCUGAAACCCUGUGCUAAGCCAAAUCAUACGGAGCUCCUGUUGUGUUCCAAUAGAGUUUCCGUAUGCUUUCAAGUUCUGCCCUGAACACGGCUGGAGACUGAUGAGAACUGAUGAUAGUGCUUUAUGUAUUUCUGCUGGGUCUUCAUAUCUUCACAAACACACAUACACAGUUGUUUGUUGGGAAGCUACCGGAGGCUAACUGUGACAAACUCUUCACAAAAUGAAGCUACGCCUCAUAUUUAUGAACAGGGCGUACAGUAAAAUGGAUAUUUCCAGUGGACAACACAUCAGUUAUAUACUCAACACAGACACAGUGAAACACUUUUGUACCAGGUCUCAUAUAUACGAUAAAUAUAUAUAUGUUUAUCGAAGUUGUCGGAACAAAACCUCAUAUCUCCACUUUUGUCGUUUUCCAGUUUUUGACAUAAUUUGAAAAUGCUUAUUGCUUUUUAUAUUGUACGUAAAUUCCGUGAUGAAUGGACUAAAAGAAAUUACCCAAAAUGACUUGCAAGAAAUUCUGGUUCCAUUGACUUACAUUAAAAUUUAAGUAGGCUUUUUCC
Molecule: messenger RNA, 7761 nt
Organism: Pygocentrus nattereri (red-bellied piranha)
Lineage: Eukaryota; Metazoa; Chordata; Actinopteri; Characiformes; Serrasalmidae
Gene: elfn2a
Product: extracellular leucine-rich repeat and fibronectin type III domain containing 2a
Exons: 4
Coding region: 788-3577 (929 amino acids)
Cellular component (GO): plasma membrane
Molecular function (GO): protein binding
Source: RefSeq, a predicted model, not a curated record